UCACUAAAAUGUCACAGUACAGUAUAUUUAUUGAAAACUUCAUUUAAAUUUCAUAUUUACCUACCUACCGAGUCCACUAGUCGAUGCAUGUUUGAAUUUACUUUAUGGUGAAUGAAUACUUUCUACUUUUUUGAAAAUAAAUUUUUCUUACAUAGAUAUCUACUUAAAAAGAAAAUGGUUUUUAUAUGCUAUUCAGUAAUGAUUCUAUGUAUGAUUUACAUUAUUUGUGACGUGAACUACGUUCUACGGACUUGUUUUACAGUGUUCAGUGGUCGGUUCUAUCAAAAAAGAUACACUCUGCGUGAUAUUACUACGGUUUACGGAGUAUGUACCUUCCAAGACUGUGACGUUGGUUUCAAAAGUAUUCGUAUGGCGAGGCUAAUUCGUGAAAUCGAUUUUGCAAGAUAUCAUUUCUAUGACAGAACAGGAAUUUAUCAUCGCAGUAGGCAAUUAGGAAUACGGUCUUUACAAGGGGCCACCUUCACAACACCAAUAGAACCUGUGCCCUUGUUUGUGCCCUAUAAAAUAAAUACAAAGUUGAUAUACUGGGACCACAGAAGUAUAUUCUUUGAACACGAAGUGGUAACGCUACAUGAUAACAAAGUGCGAUGUUUGCUGGUCUCACGCCAAUAUGGUAUUGGUACCUGCAAGGAAACGAUGGCUGACCUACUGAAAGGUUUUUGCACCACUCAAGACGUAGACUUAUUGUUCAACCAUUUGAAUAAUGCUCGUUAUGUUCGCGAGGCAGAUUUUGCUAGGAUUCAUUUCUACGUUAGAACAAGGCUAUUUAAUUAUAUAAAAGCAGUUGGUGGUCAUGUUCUUCAGGGUGCAACUAACAUACGAUAUAGACGGAUCAUACCCAUAUUUACCGCAUAUAAGAUAGAAACGAGGUUGGUAUAUUGGGAUGAUAAAGCGCUUUUCAUUGAACAAAAGUUUGUUACAUUUGAUGGAUUUGUACGCGCCAUAGUAUUGUCACGACAGAAUCUCGUCAACGUGGACGUGGAGUCACUACUCAAGAACAUUCCCGGUGUUGAAGUAAAGCCUGACUGCUCACAGGAAAUCAAGUAUUGGCUGCAAGCUAUUGAAGCAUCCAGUGUGAGAUUGAGGAAUAAGGAUUAACUGAUAUUUUGAAUUAAUUAAGUAUUUUAGAUUUUAUUAUAAGGUUCUCAUAUGGUAGGUUUUGGUAAUUAGGUAUGGUAAGCUUUAAUCAUUAUCGUUUAGUGUAAAUAAUAAAAAAUCAAUUUUUUU
Molecule: messenger RNA, 1248 nt
Organism: Maniola jurtina (meadow brown)
Lineage: Eukaryota; Metazoa; Arthropoda; Insecta; Lepidoptera; Nymphalidae
Product: protein THEM6-like
Exons: 5
Coding region: 112-1119 (335 amino acids)
Source: RefSeq, a predicted model, not a curated record